AUGUCUUCGUCCCAGGCCGUCGCGGCGUCGCUCAUGGGGCCUCCGCCUCCCGACGCCGUGCCAGAGAGGUCUCGCUUUGACCGGCUCGACGACCGUCACCAGCAUCACCAUCACGAGCAAUCUCAGCGACCAAAGACGCCUACGACCGCAGCGGCCGCUGGACAGGACGGCGAGGGCGCUGCGACGCUGCCACCGGCGGCGACAAAUGACUGCAAACUCUCGUCUGACGAUGGCUCCGACCGGCAGCAUCCACCCCAGUCAGACAACGAGAAGCAGGCCGCCGCAACGACGCUGCUAGCACAGCUUCUGUCCAGCCAGACGGCCGCUGCUACAGCUGUCACUCCUUCGCAGAAUACGGACGCAACGGCUACUGCUGCUGCUGCCACUACUACCGCCGCUUCUACUUCUAUAGAAAAUAAUAGUAAUAACUCACUGCCCGAUCCUCCCGUCUCCGCGGCCAACGGUGACAGUAGCGCCUGGCCGAACUCAAGCGAACAAGGGAACUACCACCAGCAGACGACUGUCGCGACGGAUGCGGGCGCGGAGAACGAUUUCCACGGUCUGCCUAAGAUGGGAGACCUGUCUGCGUCGGAUGCGCUGCCGGCCUUGGACAUGCAGACCGACACGUCUAUGCUGGGAGCGCUGGAAAACGUCGACUUCAAGACCUCAGACCUCAACGCUCACAGCUUCUCGGAUUUCACUGCGCUGGCGACCACGCCCGUCAACCCCAGAGAUGCAAUUGACCACAACGGCCUGCUUGCCAGCGGCGCCGCAUACUAUGGUGACUCGCCGACCAUGAACGGAGGCGGACCAACGCCUCGCAUUGUAGGGUACCCGGAUUUCUCUAAUUCAACGGACGUCAAGGGCCGCGAGGGCUCGGAAUCCGUCGCUGGAUCGGAACCAAGGAUUCAGGCGUUUGCGAAGCUUGAGUUUGAUGACGGCCAUUUCUACGUCAAUACAUACUCUUUCAUCUUGGGCCGUGAUGUCCGCGCUGCUCGCGCUGCUUUUCAGAGGGAGUACCAGGCUAAACAGAACAACAGGGCUCAUAGUUCCACUGGACACAAGACACGCACGCCCAGCCGAGUCAAGCGAGAAGGCAGUGCGUACAUGGGAAGUGUUAUCAGUGACAAGGGCGGAAUCAUGGGCUUCGAUCCAGAUAUUCCCCAGAACGGUCCGCCUCAGAUGAGCUGGAAGUCAUCCAAUUCUUCAGCAGACCAGGCUGCCCGGCCGCUACUGCAUAUAUCCCAUGGAGAAUCACAGGCAAACUCUGAACCGCGGGAGAUGACAGAUUACAACGCUUUAGCUAUGCAGUCGCUACAGAGAGGACAUCACGAACCCAAGAGAGUCGAUACUCUGUCUUUACUUCCUUCACCAGAGGCAUGUCCGACCAUCCCCAUCCAUCCGCCAGUGCCUGCCCACGGUGGUUCUUCACAUAGAGCAAUUUCAAGAAAACACGUCAAAAUAGCAUACAACUUCCAUAAAAAUGUCUUCGAGAUGGAAGUCAUUGGUCGAAAUGGUGCUUUUAUGGGCGCCGAUUGGCUGGCCCCUGGUCAAGUCCGGCCUCUUCACAGCGGAGAUUUCAUUCAGAUAGGAGGUGUCAGAGUUCGAUUCCUGCUACCAGAUGUCCCGAUUGGAGACACCGGUGCAGAUGUUACGCCUUCCUCACCUCCAGAGAUGGAGAAAGAGUCGGAGCGAAGCGAAGCUGACGAAUCGGUCAAGGCAAAGGGGAAGAGCCAGCCGCGUCCCGAUUCAAAAGCGACCGCAACAGAACCUGCUACUUCUCCUCCGCCAGCUACUACAACGGCUGGCAAGAAGCCUGCCCAAAGCUGCCAAAGAACCUGCUUCUUCUGUUUCUGCUGCUGCCCCCAUCUGCUGGUCCUUCUGCAGCUAGCCCCUGAAGACCCGUCUACGGCUACUGUCAAAGUAGAGAAACGGAAAUAUACCAAGAGGAAGAAGCCCGAUUCGACUCCCGGCGAAACUGUAAUGCAGUCUAUCGAAGGGGGAGCUGCAGGACUAGGAGCCAACAUGGAAAUACAACAGCACACCGAACCCGUCCGUCCCCCGGCACCGAAGAAACGAAAACCCUCCAGGUCUCCCUCUCCCGAUUAUCCGCCAGAGAGCUUCUAUACACCCAAGGAGCUCGCCAAACCGCCAUACAACUAUGCGGUUCUCAUCUUCGACGCAUUAUCAGAAUCUCCUACACCCAUGACGCUAAAACAGAUAUACCGUGCUCUCAAGCUCAAAUACCCCUAUUUCCGCUUCAAAUGUGAAACCGAGGGCUGGACGUCAAGUGUACGACAUAAUCUCAACGGUAACACACAUUUGUUCAUGCAUGCGGAACGAGAUGGCAAAGGAUGGUCAUGGAAACUAUUACCCGGUGCUUCAGUGGACAAGGAGAAGAAACGUCGUCCGUCACCUCCGCCGGUCCAAGACGUAUCCAGCAACAGCCAACAACGCUUCUUACCACCAAACACAGGCCCUGGCGCCCCUUACAUUGCUUCCCCAGGCCAAUUCAACAACCGUCGUCAAUAUCCUCCGUACCAACAGCCACCGGCUAACACCCAGUUUCCACCGCAGCAACAGCAGCAACAGCAGCCCCAACAACAGCAGCAGCAGCAGGCUCCACUACAAGCACCCUCUGCUGCACAGCCGUCACAACCUGUGGCAGCAGCUAAACCUCCACCGCUUCCGCCUCCGCCUCCACCUCCAGCAGCUGUAGCAGCUUCCCCAGCUCAUCCUCCCGCCCUUGCUCUACCACCACAAUUACUCAAAAGCCUUCCCCCUGCCCUCUCUGUCGUGAAUCUUACUCCAUAUCGCUCUCCUUACAUCCUUGCUUCUCCGUCAUUUGCUCAGCCACAGCAACGACCGUCUCAUCAGCAACCUAUACAACCGCAUCCACCACCUCCAACUCAUCCUCCUGUCCAUCAUCAACAGCAGCAACCUAGACCGCCGCCACCGCAGAUGCAACAACCGCAUCACCCUCAACCCGCUCCGCAACAACAACAACCUCCUCCAAACCAGUAUAGAUUCCAUAAUCAGAUACUACCCCCUAACCAUGGCCAACCUCAUCGUCCUCCGCAACAAUCCCAUCCCCCACCACCACAACAUACCCAGGCACCGCCGCCUCCGCCACUACAUAAUAUUCCCGUUACUUCAGCACCCGCAACCCAGCCCAGUCAUCCACCAUCUUCAACGGCCCCAGCUCCUGCCCAGCAAAAUAUCUCCGUUCCGGCUCCAGUCCCCACUCCCGUUCAGCCCCCAAUGCAGAAACCAGGAGGCAUGGACCCUGCUUUCCUAGCUCGUGCCAACCAAGCAAUCGACAACUUCGAAGCGGUCCUUAUAGAAGACUACGAGGAUAAAGAUUACAUUCGCAAAGUCCUACGCAGUGCACGCGAUAGAGUUCUACACAAUGCAAAGGAGAGUUCGUUUCCAGGCGGUGAAACGAAGGAUGAAACAGUCAUUAUUGAUGCUCUGAGAGGGAUAAUCGGCAGUCUCAACGGGCAAGAUCAUUAA
Messenger RNA from Nannizzia gypsea CBS 118893, 3513 nucleotides. Its product is annotated as forkhead domain-containing protein. Bases 1 to 3513 code for a protein of 1170 amino acids. Lineage: Eukaryota; Fungi; Ascomycota; Eurotiomycetes; Onygenales; Arthrodermataceae. Gene Ontology annotation, biological process: regulation of ribosomal protein gene transcription by RNA polymerase II. The record is from RefSeq and is a predicted model, not a curated record. Gene Ontology annotation, molecular function: sequence-specific DNA binding; DNA-binding transcription factor activity; protein binding. Gene Ontology annotation, cellular component: nucleus. The transcript is spliced from 4 exons.